CACCUACCAUACCUACCUGGAACAAAGAUGACGGGGAGUACAGAUAGUCUGCUGCCUGAUCCGGCAACGGACUUGAACUGGAACAACUACAAUGGAGCAAUCCACGAAAUUUUCUCGCGCAACGCCAAUGCUCACCCGGAUAGGCUCUGUGUCAUUGAAACUAAGGGCAUGCGGUCUCCCGAGCGCCAAUUUACCUACAAGCAGAUUAACGAGAGCUCCAAUCAACUAGCCCAUUUCUUUUUGUCUAAUGGGUGCGAACGCGGCGAUGUUGCCAUGAUCUAUGCAUACCGAGGGUUCGUACACUCCUCAAAAUGGUACCAGCGCGGAAGCGUCGUUGCCUACAUGGGAGCUCUUAAGGCUGGUGCCACAGUCAGCGUGUUGGAUCCACAAUACCCCCACGACCGUCAAAAGACGUUACUAGAGGUGGCCAACCCCAGGUUCCUCGUUCACAUUCAGCGAGCCGCCGAGGAAUCCGGUCCGAUCGCCGAAUCCGUCUCUCAGUUUAUCGCUUCCUCAUUGAGCAUCAAGGCCCAUGUCCCGGCGCUCAAGCUCCAAGACGAUGGACAACUCAUCGGCGGUCUUAGCGCUGGUCAGGACCAAGACUGUCUCCAGCCCUACGAGUCACUUAAGCAGCAGUUGCCAGAAGUCGCCAUUGGCCCUGACUCAGUGCCCACUCUCAGUUUCACCAGUGGCUCCGAAGGCAAGCCCAAGGGUGUCCAGGGACGUCAUUUCUCCCUGACCUAUUACAUUCCUUGGAUGCAGCAGAGAUUCGGUCUUUCGAAGGAUGACAAGUUCACAAUGCUGUCUGGAAUCGCCCAUGACCCAAUUCAGCGUGAUAUCUUCACCCCCCUCUUCCUCGGCGCACAGAUUGUUGUGCCCCACCGCGACAGUAUCGCCCACGAGCUUCUUGCCGAAUGGAUGAAGGAGCACCGUGUUACUGUUACCCAUCUCACACCUGCGAUGGGUCAGAUUCUAGUCGGCGGUGCUACCGCUCAAUUUCCUUCCCUACACCAUGUGUUCUUUGUUGGAGAUCUCCUAACCAAGAAGGAUUGCCGAAGACUCCAAGAAUUGGCCCCUCGUGCCUCCAUCGUCAACAUGUACGGAACCACGGAGACCUCCAGAGCCGUUUCCUAUUUCGAAAUCCCCAGCAAGGCUCAGCAGCCUCUGUAUCUUGAUGAUAUGCCGGAUAUCAUCCCUGUUGGUCAGGGCAUGCUCGACGUUCAGCUUUUGGUCGUGGAUCGUAACGACCGGUCUCGCAUUUGCGACGUUGGAGAACAAGGUGAACUGUUUCUCCGAGCAGGAGGUCUUGCGGAGGGGUAUCUCGGAGACGACGCUCGUUCCAAGGAACUCAAUGAACAAAAAUUCCUGACGAACUGGUUUGUUGACCCUGCAGUGUGGACUCGCAAAUACGAAGAGGCCGCUUCACAGGCCCCGCAAUCUUGGAUGAAGCUCUACAAGGGACCACGGGAUCGCAUUUACCGAACUGGCGAUCUCGGUCGGUUCCGCCCUGAUGGUGCUGUGGAAUGCACUGGCCGAGUUGACAACCAGGUCAAGAUUCGUGGCUUCAGAAUUGAGUUGGGUGAGAUUGACACUCAUCUCUCCCACCACCCUUUCAUCCGUGAAAACAUCACCUUGGUCAGGAGAGAUAAGGACGAGGAACCAACCCUGGUGAGCUACAUCGUUCCAGAGGCAAAGAGAUGGUUCCAGCAGCUCGCUGAAGAUGGGCAACUGCCUUCCGAGCCGGAACCGUCCACCGAGGACGAAUCACUGGUCACCAUGCUUAAGAAGUUCCGCUCGUUGUCGGAGGAUUGCAAGAAGUUCCUGAAAACCAAGGUUCCCCAUUACGCAGUACCGACGAUGUUCAUUCCUCUCGCGCGUAUGCCUCUGAACCCCAACGGCAAGAUCGACAAGCCUGCCCUUCCCUUCCCGAGCACCAGCGAUCUUGCUCUCCUGAACAGACGGGCUUCAAGAAGCUCUUCACUUCAAGUAGCCCUCACCGAGACGCAGCAGAAGGUUGCCGCGAUCUGGGCCGGAGUCCUGCCAAACAUUACCGCGAGGAUGCUCGCACCCAAGUCCAACUUCUUCGAAGAGGGUGGACAUUCUAUCCUCGCCCAGCAAAUGCUUUUCAAGGUGCGCAGAGAGUGGAAGGACAUCGAUAUCCCAAUGAGUGCCAUUUUCCAGUCGCAGACCCUGGAAGCAUUUGCUGCCGAAAUCGAACACGCUCAAGACCCCAUUGGUCUCCGCCUUGACCAGAACAUCUACAAUGGCUCGACAAUCGCGGAUGAAGCCUACUCGGCAGAUGCCCGUGAUCUUGCUGGAAAGCUCCCGGCUACCAUCCCCAAGUCGACCAGCUCCGAGACCGCCGGAACGGCCUUCCUCACCGGUGCUACGGGUUUCCUUGGCUCUUACAUCCUCCACACCCUUCUUGAAUCAAACAAGCAAAUGCGUGUCAUCGCCCACGUGAGAUGCCAAGAUGCCGCAGCGGGACUCCAGCGUCUUAGAAGCAUCGCCGAGACCUACGGACUCUGGCGCGAGGACUGGAACGGCCGGGUCGAGGUCGUCCGCGGAGACAUUGCCAAACCCCAGCUUGGCAUGUCCUCGGAGGACUGGGAUCGCAUUACCCAGGAAGUCGACGUGAUCAUCCACAACGGAGCCCAGGUGAAUUGGAUGCUGCCGUACUCCAGCCUGCGCCCGGCCAACGUCCUGAGUACCAUGGAGUGCGUGACGCUUUGCACCAGCGGCAAGCCAAAGCGUCUCGCAUUUGUUAGCUCCACCUCGACUUUGGAUACCGACCACUACGUCAACCUCUCUCAGCAAAGUGUUGCGUCCGGUGGAACUGGUGUCCUCGAGACCGACGACCUGGAGGGUAGUGCCAAGGGUCUGGGCACUGGCUAUGGCCAGUCGAAGUGGGCCAGCGAGUUCAUUGUUCGCGAGGCUGGCCGACGUGGUCUCGUGGGAGUUGUCAUCCGCCCCGGCUACAUCACCGGAGACCCGGUGUCUGGCUUCUCCGUCACCGAUGACUUCCUUCUCCGUCUCUGGAAGGGCUGCAUCCAGGUCCAAGCCCGUCCGGAUAUCCCGGGCAACACGAUCAACCAGGUCCCCGUCACCCACGUCAGCCGCGUCGUGGUUGCCUCGGUGCUCCACCCGCCCGUCGAGCCUCUGGGAGUCGUGCAGAUCACCAGCCACCCCCGUCUAACCACCAACGAGUGGCUCGGGUCCCUGGAAACCUACGGCUACAAUGUACCCCAGGUGCCCUACCGCGAGUGGUGCAACCUGCUGCAGAACUACGUGGCCGAUGACCGCAACACCGAGUCCCGGGAACUUGCCCUCCUCCCCCUCUUCCACUUCGUCGUCGGCGAUCUGCCCUCGAACUCUAUCGCCCCCGAACUCGACGACGUCAACGCCGCUACCUCUCUGCGUGCCUUCGGCACCUCACCAGAGGAAUUGAGCGACCGCGCCGUCAGCACCGAGACUAUUGGCCGAUACAUCGCCUUCCUGGUAGCCACCGGGUUCCUGCCCGGCCCGACUGCCACCGGUAUCAAUGCCAUUCCUGAUGUGGAUACCGAGAGACUGCAGGCGAUGGGCAGCCUCGGUGGACGGUCUUCCAAGUGAUGAUGAUGAAUGGUUUAUAAAAAGCAUUUAAAUGUAUUUAUUUAUUGUUAUUGUACUUGACUUAUUUGUCGUGGUUGUUGCGUGUUGCGUGCUGCUCGGUCAGCGUCAUGAUUGCUAGAG
Molecule: messenger RNA, 3732 nt
Organism: Aspergillus heteromorphus CBS 117.55
Lineage: Eukaryota; Fungi; Ascomycota; Eurotiomycetes; Eurotiales; Aspergillaceae
Gene: aarA
Product: L-aminoadipate-semialdehyde dehydrogenase
Exons: 3
Coding region: 28-3612 (1194 amino acids)
Biological process (GO): L-lysine biosynthetic process
Molecular function (GO): L-aminoadipate-semialdehyde dehydrogenase [NAD(P)+] activity
Source: RefSeq, a predicted model, not a curated record